Teleopsis dalmanni is the source of this 3152-nucleotide messenger RNA. Its product is annotated as protein bric-a-brac 1-like. The coding region runs from base 24 to 1637 and encodes 537 amino acids. Gene Ontology annotation, cellular component: nucleus. Gene Ontology annotation, biological process: regulation of transcription by RNA polymerase II. The record is from RefSeq and is a predicted model, not a curated record. The transcript has 3 exons. Gene Ontology annotation, molecular function: DNA binding. Lineage: Eukaryota; Metazoa; Arthropoda; Insecta; Diptera; Diopsidae.
UUUUACUCUUCUUUUAGGCUAAAAUGUUGGAGAAUUCACAUGCUUGGAUGGGUGCUUCAAGUUCUUCCAUUGCAGCAGACAGUUACCAGUACCAAUUGCAGUCGAUGUGGCAGAAAUGUUGGAAUACCAAUCAAAACCUUAUGCAUCACUUGCGCUUUCGCGAGCGCGGUCCACUCAAGUCUUGGCGUCCCGAAACAAUGGCCGAAGCCAUCUUCAGUGUGUUGAAAGAGGGUCUCUCGCUUUCGCAAGCUGCGCGCAAAUAUGACAUACCUUAUCCAACUUUUGUAUUGUACGCGAAUCGUGUGCACAAUAUGCUAGGGCCAUCGAUCGAUGGCGGCCCUGAUUUACGUCCGAAAGGUAGAGGUCGUCCACAACGUAUAUUACUCGGUAUCUGGCCAGAUGAGCAUAUCAAAGGUGUUAUAAAGACUGUAGUAUUCCGCGACGCAAAGGAACUGAAAGAGGAUACUCUACCGCCAAUUCCGUAUGGACGACAUUCGCCAAUUUUUCCAUUUCCGGAUAGUCCACUGAGCUAUCCAGGCGUACCUGGACCAUGUCCGAAUGGUAUGCCUUCAGCUCCCGGUGAGCAGAUGUCACAAGAAGCUACAGCUGCAGCCGUUGCUGCUGUUGCACAUAACCUACGCCAACAAAUGCAAAUGGCAGCCGCAGCACAACAUCAGCACUCAGAGGGUGCAUCAGGCACCAACCUAUUUAACAUACCACCGCAUCUGCAAUCGCAUAUGAGUGCAGCCGGUCCCGGUCCCGGUGGUAUACCUCUGCCAAAGGCUAGCAUCUCACCCGCAUUGAGUUCUGCCUCAAAUCAUGGUGCAGCUGGUGGUAUGCUUGGUCCAAGGCAUGCACCAUCACCGUGUGGUAGUUUACCUGGUCUGCCUAAUCUACCACCUAGUAUGGCAGCAGCACUGCACAUGGUAGGCGGCACAAGCGCUGCACGUUGCGAUCCUGCUGCUAUGCUAAGUCAACAACAGCAACAUCAAUUGCAGCAAUUACAUUUGCAGCAACAGCACGCUUUGCAUCAGCAGCAGCAACACCAGCAACAGCAACAUCAACAACAACAACAUGCGGCUACGCAUGCUCUUGGUUUCGGUAUUAGUUCCAUGUCGCAUUCAUUAACUUCCACUACAGCUACGGCAACAGCAACGUCAUCUUCCACACAAAAACUUCAACUUCAACAAGAAGAGCAACAACAUCAACAACACGAACAGCAACAGCAACAACAACACCAACACACAACAAGUGCUGUGAAUACUUCGUCAAGUUCCAUUAUAGCAAAACCAAAAUCUGUAAAAGAUUCACCAACUCAGCAACGCAGUAGUCCACGCCACGAGACACCAUUGCAUUCGCCUUUCACAGAGCUCGGUUUGGAAAUUGGUUAUAAACACGUACGCGGCUAUUCACCUUCACGACUUUUUACCGAAGAUAUCGCUGAAUUAAUGGGUGCAGCCACAGCUACCACAUCCUCUAUUACUAGCAGUUCCAGUGCCAGUCCGGCAACUUCGUCCAUUCUAUCGUCACUAACUUCGGCAACGGGAAAUGUGGCAACAGCUGCAUCAGCGCCUACAAGCAGUAAAAUUAGUUCCAGUAGUAUUAAAAUUGAACCCAUCACAACAAGCAGUGAGUAAGGACCAUUUUGGAAAAUAUAUUAAACAAACUAAAUACUUAUUAUUUUGAUUAUAUUUUACUUUAUACUUUAUAUUAUUGGGAACACAACUUACUACAAUUUGACUAAAGCAUAUGAGAAUUAUAUUCCUCACCACUGUGAGUUUCGAAAAGUAUGCGUAAAUAGAGUGUUUCAUUGGCUUUUUAGUAGACAGAUUUCAAUAGAUUUCUAUAGUCGUUCAUUUACAGUUUUAUAUUACUUUUACACAUCCAUUACUGUUACUCACAUAUAUUGUUACGGUAGUAAGUAGCGACAAUCGACAGUUGUUUCAUCUUUCUGUGAGCAGGAAUAGUUCAAUUAAAACAUACCGAAUAACAAAUUAUUAUUACCAUCAAUAGUAAUAAAGGAAAAAUAAAGAAAGGCUGAUACUCGAUAAGGGGCUGUGAUGGCCUAUUAAGUAAGACAGUUUCGCAUUUCACAGAGAGUUUCGGGGGUUACGAAAUUAACCGAUGUGCCACUCUACCAGUCAAAACGGUUAGCAUUAAAUGAUCGCAUUCUACCGUGAAAAGAAUAAAAAUAUCACCGUAAAAUUUAAUUGGUCAUGACAAGUUGAGUGCUCUUGCUAUAAUGUCGGUUCAAUGUCGGUAUGCGAUUAUAAAUCUGGGUGAAGUGUCUAACCAUUUAUGGAUAAAAUAAUAUAACAGAUUAUUGUGUUUUCAUAACCUACUAUCCUCCCAACGAUAUAUUUGUAUACGAGCUCGAUAUAUUAAUAAUAUAUGAACCUAAUAGAAUAAUAAUAUCAAAGUUACUUCUAGUUUCCAUAGCUUUUAUCAAACUUCCAAUAAAAUCUGUUGAGCUCAUAUUAAUUUAACCGUUAGGGUUGGUAGAACAACACUAUACAAAAAAGAAGGUAUUUGCAAUCAAUAACCGCAUUCUCCGAACUGAAUAUCUAUUGAUGGGUUGGACACAUAAAAGUUAAUAAACCCAAAACAUUAAUAAUAUCAAGCUCACCUCCAAUUUCGGGAAGCUUUAUCAAACUUCUCAUAUAAUAUCUUUCCAACUUUAACUUUAUUAUAUUCUCAGAAUAUUAGGAUGUUCCUAGAGAGACAUAAUUUCCACAAAAUUUGUUUCCCUCAUCUUAUUUUCUAUAAGGUAUGUCACUCAGAUUGUAACGUCAAUAAGAAAACAAAACAGCGUACAAGUUUAUUAAUAAUAUCAUAGACUCUUCUAAUUUAGUUAGCUCUUUGCAAGUUGUUUAUAAAAUAUGUUAACCUUAUCCAAUUUUCCAUAAACUAUGUUGACCUCAACUUCAUUUCAUUGCUUCAAUGAUCCUCUAUCUGAAUUAAACGCAAUGAGAAAUAAAAGAUUUGAUAAUUUUGCAGAGAAAUUAGAUAUCAGAGAGACCCGGAUAGUAGAAGCACCAUGGUCUUUCUGAUAAUAUCUCUAUCCUCCAAAGUAUAGUGUCAAGUAUACUGGAAGUAUGGGUUCUGUAGUUAAUUCUCAGAGUUCUUAAAAUUACUCGCUAAAAUAUUUUUAA